Molecule: messenger RNA, 291 nt
Organism: Loa loa (African eye worm)
Lineage: Eukaryota; Metazoa; Nematoda; Chromadorea; Rhabditida; Onchocercidae
Exons: 1
Coding region: 1-291 (96 amino acids)
Source: RefSeq, a predicted model, not a curated record
AUGGUCGUAACAAUAAUAACAAUAGCAACAACAAUAAUAACGCCAAUAACAACAACAACAACAACUACUACUACUACUACAACUACAACUACUACCAUUAAUACUCGCGCAACCGCAAAGCAGCAACAACCGCACACGCUACGCUGUCGCCAGCCACAUCGACAACAUCGCAAUGACGCGCGCGCUGCACACUGCAGCUGCAUCGCUGCAUGCCUAACUACUGGCACUCCAAUCGUAUCAUUCUCCGCCCAUCGUUUAACGAUUACCGUUGGAACGUUAGUUAUGGCAUAA